AUGUCCUCACAGGGCACUCCGCGCAAAUUCUCCGAGAAGAUCGCCAUUUUGCAGCGGAAACAAAAUGAGGAAGAGGAUGCAUUCGCAAAAGUGAUGCGUGAUGUGCGCUCGAUUACUUCACACGAUCCACCACCAACAGCGCAGGAUCAAAACGCAAACGCCUCAAAUCAACAACUCUUGCCGGGCCAAUGGAAUCGCCCAGGUGGCUCUCUUCCAAACGUUCAUCAAAUCGUUCAGAAUCAACCCACCGGUCAAUGGGGCUACUGGGAGGCGCCAAGCGGGCAACGAGGCAGAUCGCCUGGCGGUGGAUCGCACUAUCAUCCUUACAAACCUUCUAGGUCACAGGAACGCGUGCCCCCAUUGCAUCACCACUACGCUCCGUACCCACCCGUCCCACCGCAACACCUCCAACCGCCCGAAUAUGCAAACUUCUACCGUGCCCGCUCGGAUCCGAUGCUUCACUCGGCCGCCCCUCAUUCCCAUCCGGCCUACUACGGCGGUCCACCCGGCUAUCCGAUGGGAAUGCCGCCUGGAAUGGGCCCACCGAUGAUGAAUGGAAUGGGCCCACCGCCCCCACCGAUGGGACAUCCGCAUAUGGGACAACCAGGACCGAUGGGCAUGGGUCCAAUGGGUCAACCACCGCCCCAAAUGGGCCCUCCACCUCACAUGAACGGCCCCCAACAACCGCCAAACUCGAUCAAUAUGCAAUCAAUACAACAAGUGGUUCACCAAAUGCAACCAGGUCCUAGCGGGGGUGGCCCUCCACAAAUGGGAUCUCCGAUGCAGGGAAUGUCCCCAGCCGCCACUCCGCCCCAUCAACAGCAACAAAAUAGUGUACAAUCGCCGAUGGGGAUGAACAACAGUAUGCAGGGAUCGCCGAUGGGCUCACAAAUGGGCUCACCGAUGCAUCACCCGAGCGGUCAUGCGGGAAUGCCCGGCUCCGGUGGGCCACUAUCGCCUAUCGAUGAUCAUAGAAUAAUGGAGUUGUGUUCACCAUUUGAAGGCGGUGAUGGAAUCGUGGGCUCUCUCCCGAACGUUUCCUCAAUGGUUCAUCAACAUCCACAUCUACAAAAUUGCUAUCAUCCGCCAAUAGGGCAACGACACAGCACUGGAUGUGUACGACUGGGCGCUCCACUAUCUUCGGCUCAAGAUCAAUCCCAUUCGGCACCCACCUCUCCUCAACAAUUCUCCGAGCAUCAACACGCGCCCGUUUGGCCGAAUAAUCGAAAUUUCAGCAAUUCUCCCGAAGUGAUCGACAUUCCGAAUAUCGUUUUAACUGGCGCAGAUGGAGGAGCCGGGGAAUUGGACUGUUUUCAGGAUCUCGCCGAUUUGCAUCUCGAUCCAACAGAAAUGCAAAUGUUAUGCAACGGGGCUGCUCCGGAUCUAUUAAGUGAGACACAAUUGCUAAAAAAU
Messenger RNA from Mesorhabditis belari, 1413 nucleotides. NCBI's taxonomy places the organism in Eukaryota, Metazoa, Nematoda, Chromadorea, Rhabditida, Rhabditidae. The record is from the annotation of a GenBank genome assembly.